AUGUAUCAAAGUAAAUUCACGCUGUUCUCUGCCUUCCUCACGCUACUGUUGAGUCUGUGUGUGCUCUUCCUCUCUGGAGGGGCCAGUGUUACUCUCACCCUGGGCCUGGUGUCCUGGUGCAACACCGUUACAGACCACAACACCAGAUCCUACAGUUGUGCUGAGUCACAGUCCGUUCCUCUUUAUCUGGACGUUGAGACAUCCUCUUUCUACUCUGAGCUCAAUUGUGCGCAGAUCUCUCUGUGGUGUGUAACGGCUCUGUGGUUGGCUCACUCUAUUCUGUCCUUCCUGAGGCUCUAUCAUUCCCACAGUCAGCAGAUUAGCGGACCGUGUUUAUCCAGGGAGAAGGAACUCCUCCUGGGCCAAACUCAAGUGGAGUGUCCCAUUCAUCAUCCGCAUCCACACUCGCACCCUUCACACACUCCCAGUGUUUUUAUCUAGCCGUUUAUUUAGUGUUCAUAGAAGUUGCACUUUGAGGUUGAUCUAAGGCCAGUUUUAUUGAUUGGAAAGAAGCAACAAGAAGACUGGUCCAAGAUUAGCGUAAAAGGGAAUUUUACUUCUAAUCUAAACAGAAAACCCCACACGUCUCAUGCAUGUUACACAAAGAAUAACCUCAGUAAUCAGAAUUAGCCUGGGUUUUAUCUAUUCGUUACUUUUUAUGCAUUUGUUGAGACGUUUUUGUCAUGUAGCUUUGUGCUUACAUUGAGGUAAAAUGUCUUGUGUGCACCCAUUUAUAACUUUGCCAUAAGGAUUCUAAUAUAUAUAUAUAUAUAUAUAUAUAUUGCACUAUUAAUGCAUUGCUCUUGCAUAUGCAAGAUAUCAUCUAACUUUAUAUGUUCAGCCAUAUAAUAUAAAUUUUAUGUGAAUGGGAAGGAAAGACUAGCCCGUUGCAUGUGCUGAAGUCUGACCCAUGAUGUUUUGUACUGUGCAUGUAUACGCAUACAGCGUGACUUUUUGCAUACUGAAUGGUACUGUCACUCAAACCAGACAUUCUCUUUCUAAUCCGGUGAAGUUUUCUUAUAUGAAGCUGUUUGUGUUGAUGCAAGCUCCUGGUUUAAAAUCUACUUUUGUUGGAUGUUGCAUUGCUUAAUUUAUGUGAUGAAAAUUCAGAGACGAGGAGAAGCUGGAAAAACAUGAGAUGGAAUGUCAAGAAUGUUGCUCAUCCUUUUUGAAUCCUGAACCUUUGACCUGGAGGAUUGUUGUGAAACACAAACAGCUGAAUAAGAAGCAGGAGGGAAAUGAGAGAGAAAUGUUCAUUUAUGGCUUGGAAAUGUGACGAUGCUUGUGUUUUAUACUGCUGUUUGUAUCCAUUAUGUCCUAUUUAUAAGCGCUUCUCACUUGAGUAAAGGUAAUAGAACAUGGUGUCUUGAUAUUAAGUUGAUGAACUUUGUUGUAUUUUUUUAAACAAAAUAAUUACUAAACUAAAAUAUUCAAACUUAAAUGGCAAAAUCAUGGUAAAAGCGAACAGAGCAAACAAAA
This is a messenger RNA of Sinocyclocheilus rhinocerous, 1479 nucleotides long. RefSeq names its product transmembrane protein 179-like. NCBI's taxonomy places the organism in Eukaryota, Metazoa, Chordata, Actinopteri, Cypriniformes, Cyprinidae. The coding region runs from base 1 to 441 and encodes 146 amino acids. The record is from RefSeq and is a predicted model, not a curated record. The transcript has 4 exons.